Messenger RNA from Myzus persicae (green peach aphid), 792 nucleotides. RefSeq names its product zinc finger BED domain-containing protein 1-like. Gene Ontology annotation, molecular function: protein dimerization activity. The transcript is spliced from 2 exons. The record is from RefSeq and is a predicted model, not a curated record. The coding region runs from base 1 to 792 and encodes 263 amino acids. Lineage: Eukaryota; Metazoa; Arthropoda; Insecta; Hemiptera; Aphididae.
AUGGUAUGCAGAUUUGUCGAGUUAGAAACCUCAAUUCGUGGUACUUUGGGUUCACUUAAUAAUGCUCCUGAAAAUCUUCGGCCAGAAGCAUGGACAAUUUUGAAAGAUCUUAUUAAAGUAUUGAAGCCCUUUGAAGAAUUUACUAAAGCUAUAAGUGGACAAAGAUACACGAUUGCGUCAUUAGUAAUAGUUAUUGCUCAAGGACUCUUUAAAGUUUAUAAUAGUUUAAGAAAAACUAACCUGGCACCAAGAGUUUUACAUGUGGUUGAUAAACUUAUAGCUAAUAUGAAUGAAAGAGACGGAUUUAAAAAUUUAGAAAAAAGUAAAACUCUUUCAAGAUGCACAUUUCUUGACCCACGAUUUAAACACAUUCCAUUUAACCAUAAUGAUAUUCUAUUGAAUACUACAAAAAAUGAUUUAAUAGAAAAAACGGCAAACAUUAUUCGUAGCAAAUAUACCGAAGAGUAUGAAUCAGUAAGUUUGGCAGAUGUUAACACAAAUCCCAAUAACGAACAACCAUCUAUAUGGGAUGAUAUUGACAGUUGUGUAGCCAAGUCAACACCUAUUGGAACUGCAACAUCAAGAGCUAUUGUGGAACUGCAACGUUACAUGGAAGAUUCGAUAAUUUCUAGACAUCAAGAUCCAUUAAAAUGGUGGAAAGACCACAGUUAUAACUACCCAAAUUUGAAUCUUGAAAUGGAUACAAAUUUUUUAGUUGCUCAUUUUUUUGAUGACGAAUCUGUUGAAGCUGUGCCUUCAAUUUGGUUUAUAGGAAAAAGAUUAUGUGCUUGA